CACACUGUUAUGGGAACUGUUUGAGCUUGCUGGUAGGACAAAAACAAAGCCCAGCAACAUAUGUUCUGUGGUAUCGUAGGCUACGCUUUCUUUUAUGUUCUCUUGUAAAGAUACUGCAUGGUGGGAAGGGAAUGUUUCAUAGAAGUUGAAGCUAUCAAGCUAUUUUCUUUCCGUUUUAAUUUUAAGAAUUAUGAAUUAUUCCGUCAAUGACAAUGGCUCGAACAUUUCAGAACUACUCCAACCGCUCUGUGUCACCUACAACCACAGCACUUUCCCACCUCUGCGACUGGAAUCCAAAUCCCUGGUCACUUCAGCCACUAUGUUCGCCGUUGGAGUCCUGGGGAACCUCAUUGCCAUUGUUGUGUUGUCCAUCUCAAAGAAAGAGCAGAAGGAGACCACUUUCUAUACGCUGGUUGUUGGAAUGGCUAUCACGGACCUGUUAGGCACCUGUUUCACCAGCCCAGUGGUUAUCGCCACCUACAUAGUCCAGAGGUGGCCCGGUGGAGAACUACUGUGCGAUUUAUUCUCCUUCUCUAUGCUCUUUUUCGGCUCAGCUGGAAUGUCCAUCCUGUGCGCCAUGGCAGUUGAACGAUACCUGGCCAUAAACUACGCAUACUUUUACUCUCAAUACAUUGACUGGACAAUGGCUCGUUUCGCGCUCAUGGGCAUCUACCUGGCCAACAUUGCGUUAUGCAUCAUGCCCAGCUUUGGGUUCGGGAAGCACAUGCGCCACUUUCCGGGCACUUGGUGUUUCUUGGACUGGAGGGCGACGGACCCCCUCGCCGCCUCGUAUUCGUUUCUUUACGGUGGGUUCAUGUUGCUGUUGAUUGCGGUGACAGUUCUGUGCAACUUCGCAGUGUGUCUGUCACUUGUGAGGAUGAGCCAGAAGACGCGGAUAGUGAGAGCGAAGGUGUCCGCGCACGGUGGCUCACUGCGCGGGUUCCUGCCCUCUGUCACCAGCCUGUCCGCGGCUGAGAUCCAAAUGUUCUGGCUGCUAAUAUUUAUGACCAUCGUUUUCCUGGUGUGCUCCAUUCCUUUAGUGGUGCGCAUCUUUGUAAACCAGCUGUAUGGUCCUGCCUACAUCUGUGCUGGAGUGAAACCGGAUUACCGGAGUGAUCUGAUGGCCAUCCGCUUUGCCUCUUUCAACCCCAUUCUGGACCCCUGGGUCUACAUCCUCUGUCGGAAGAACCUGUUGUUUAAGGGCUGUGAGAGGAUGAAGAAUACAGUUGGAAAAGUCAAGGCGGGGCCCGGGCCUAAUUUAGUAUUUGCUGGCACUGGCAGUCAACAUUCACACCUGUCAUUUGAAUGCACUAACGAGACCAGUUAUGUGUCAUUAUGCACAACCAACUACAGAAAUGAAUUCGAGAACCAGGUUAACACCAAAAGUAAAUCGUUUACAGACUUUGCCAUGCGACAAGCCUGGGACUUUGACACAGCGCAGGAUAACUUCCAUCCGUUUAGUGUCGACCAAACUGCCAUGCUCAGCUUCCAGGCGGAACUUGCUGUUGUGUCCAAACCGGCCAUGAUGGCUUCAAUGCCCGGAGGCAGUAAGGCGCUUCCGGCGAAUAAAGUGGACAUAGUCACCUGUACCUUCAGCACACCUAGCUCCUGUCAUUCGGAGAAGUGCCUCUGAGCAACUGCAGGACUAUGAUAUCCUCUACAAAACAUGAAUGUUUUCACAUUGACUUUAACAGCAAAUAUCUGAGAUGCUGACAGCCAGACAAACACAGGUCAUUUUCCCCAGCAAACGGGUCGUUCUAAGGAUGUCCUGGGGACCAAGACACAAGCCUUUUGACGUUCUGGGUAUUUCCUAAUGACUAACUUUUGUUUGCAGGGACCUUGAUGUAGCCUUGAUGUACCAAAUGGACCCAUUUGGACAUUUUAAGAUGCAGUUUUAAAAUUUGUAACGUGAUUCUAUUAUUAUCAUCCAUAUGGGUACAAUAGGCACCUACUUGCCUUCACGACAGAAAUCUCUUUAUACCUUUUGAAUUCAAUGAAUUUAAGAAUGUAAUUUUUACACAUUGGUCCCAUUUUAUAGGAUCUUCUUGAUAUAUUCAGAUGUCAGUCUUUGAGUAAUACAAAUAUGUUUUUUUUCUGUAAAAGGAUGCGCCCAGGUUACAACUCAAUGCUGCAGACAGUAAUGCAAUGGCUUACUCCUCGCUCACACAGACAGCGUCAUUGCGUUUUGGUACAUCAGAGGUACAUUCAUUUCCAAUGGAAUACUGCAUUUGCCUUACAGUAUUGGGUCGCAGAGGCGGUUGCAAUGCAUUCUGUGUACUGUGUGGUGCACACAUUGGAUAUAUCCAACGUAUGCAUCAAAUUGUAUGCGUAGACUUGACAGAAAUAAUAGCAAAAGGUGUUUGUUGAAAUUCUCUUGCGCACAUAUCCAGUAAAAAAGUUUAACUUCAGAAUAUAUUUCCCAGCAUUGAUGCUUUGACACUGUCGGUCUAAUUGCAAUGUUAAUUAAGUAAUUGGAAGUGUUGCUUCUUCCUGUGCCAUACCAAUGUUGCAUGCAGGGAAUAGUAACUGAAUGUACCAACAUGUCAAACUUUGUUUUUUACUGUUGAAUGUUUUUGAUGACGUAACUGUGAGUGAUGAUCAACUUUCCUAUUUAAAUGUGUUUUAAAACUAUCGGAAAAUUCA
Salvelinus fontinalis (brook trout) is the source of this 2643-nucleotide messenger RNA. RefSeq names its product prostaglandin E2 receptor EP4 subtype-like. The record is from RefSeq and is a predicted model, not a curated record. Gene Ontology annotation, molecular function: prostaglandin E receptor activity. Gene Ontology annotation, biological process: inflammatory response; negative regulation of inflammatory response; cellular response to prostaglandin E stimulus. Bases 191 to 1633 code for a protein of 480 amino acids. Lineage: Eukaryota; Metazoa; Chordata; Actinopteri; Salmoniformes; Salmonidae. Gene Ontology annotation, cellular component: plasma membrane. The transcript has 3 exons.